Messenger RNA from Gekko japonicus, 1070 nucleotides. Its product is annotated as tubulin polyglutamylase TTLL4-like. The transcript is spliced from 4 exons. The record is from RefSeq and is a predicted model, not a curated record. Lineage: Eukaryota; Metazoa; Chordata; Lepidosauria; Squamata; Gekkonidae. The annotation marks the transcript as partial.
GAGUUCUGUUCCACUGUCCUGGAGGUCCUGACCCCAGACGAUGUGCGAGUCCUGAUAGAGACAGAGGAUGAGUUUGCUCGACGUGGACAGUUUGAACGAAUCUUCCCCUCACGUGUCUCCAUGCACUACCUGCGCUUCUUUGAGCAACCACGCUACUUCAACAUCCUUGUUGCCCAGUGGGAGUUGAAAUAUUUCUCAAAUAAGAACAAGGGGGUGGAUCUGCUCAGAAGCUGGUGUUACAGAGGCUAUCACAAUGGGAUAGUAACAGAUACCACAUUGAUGUGGACUCUUCCAAGAACCCAGGUCUAUUUGAAGAAUGAUUUCAUCUUGAAUGGCAUGAACAAGAUUGAGUCAGGCCGAAUCAGCAAAGCCCUUGUUCAGCGAGAUGAAGAAGAAUCGUCCCGGAGCCCAGAAACGACCACUUGCACUCAGAGUUUACCUCUGAUAAAAUACACAGCCGGAACACUCAAGAAAGGCACAGUCCCUCAGGCCUUCAGCAACUCAAGCCUGGUAAAGUGAUGAGGAACCACAUGAGUGGCCAGUUUCCCCUCCCCAGCAGUGUGUGGAGGGAAGAGGACACAUACAGCCUACCUCAGCAGAUGCUAGGAAAGCCAACCUUGGAGGCAUGGGGAGAAUCUCUCAUCCAGCAUGCCCACCCAAGGACUAUUUUUUUAAAGGAAAUUGGGACAAAAGGGAUAUGUCGUCUGUCUUGGUCAAAAGGGACAAAAACUCCAUUUAUUUAUAUAUGUGUAUACACACACACAUACAUAUAUAUAUUAGUUUUUGUGUGUGUAUGUGUCAAAAGAAGUAUCUAAACACGGACAGCUUGGAAAACCUAUUUAAUUUUUAGUGUGAAUUCCUUGCAGUUCAUUGACCUUGCCAUGUUCCUCAUCACCUGAGCCUCAAGUGCCUCUCGCUGCUAAGUGCCAAUGUGUUAGAUCAGACUGGGCAUUGCAGAUCUCAGUGUCCGUCUGUGAAAUGACCUGCUACUAGGUGGUCAGACUGUACGUGAUUGCAGUCGACUUAAAAUGUCAUUCGUUCACAGCCAGAUAGAACAAGGUUCCUUUUCA